UUGUUAUUUCUUGAUUAAGGAAACUGUUAACGGUUCAUACAAUUGUGUGCAGUCGUGUUUAUACAUCUUGUCUUACACAUUUCAAAUUAAUUAAAAUGUGCUCUAAAGGUUUUAUUUUAGUUUUCUUGGCGUAUUUUUCUUUAGUGACUUCUAACUUGGCACCUUUCAUCACAAAAUGUAAAUGGGACGACUCGAAAUGUAUCAAGGAAUCAUCCAUGAAGGCCAUACCGAGGUUCGCAGAUGGAAUUCCUGAUCUCAACGUGGAGACUAUUGAUCCCUUGAACGUGAAAUAUGUUGAUGCCAGUUCUUCGAACAUAAAGCUGAUUGUCACAGAUGUUGUUGUCACCGGAUUGAAGAACUGCGAGCCUAAGAAAGUUCAGAGAGACAUCGCUAAGUCAAAACUUUUCUUCAAAGUUCUAUGCUCACCAGACUUAAAUGGAAAGUAUGAUAUGAAAGGACAACUCUUCGUCUUGCCUAUUGAAGGCAAUGGAAACCUUAUUGCUAAAGUCCCCAAACUGGUGAUUAAUGUUGAAUUAGACUUGGCUGAAAAAGAAGGCAAAGAUGGAAAGAAACAUUGGCACGUUAAAGCAUGGAAACACACUUUUGAAUUAAAGGACAAAUCAAAUGUGAAGUUUGAGAACUUGUUCCCGAACAACGAGUUCUUACGUAAUUCAACGAGUGAGUUGAUUGCUCAGAAUGGCAACGGUGUAAUUAAUGAAAUUGGUCAGCCAGUCAUCAAAGCUGUGGUCGCUAAAGUUAUUGAAAACAUUAAGCAUUUCUUUACUGCAGUGCCAACUGAAGAUCUUGCUUUGGAUUGAGAGGAUUUUUAAUGAUUUGACUAAUUCCAAUGAAAUUUGAAUAAAUCUUCGGAAAUAAAA
Helicoverpa zea (corn earworm) is the source of this 878-nucleotide messenger RNA. RefSeq names its product circadian clock-controlled protein daywake-like. The coding region runs from base 96 to 818 and encodes 240 amino acids. Lineage: Eukaryota; Metazoa; Arthropoda; Insecta; Lepidoptera; Noctuidae. The record is from RefSeq and is a predicted model, not a curated record. The transcript is spliced from 5 exons.